Molecule: messenger RNA, 4355 nt
Organism: Paramormyrops kingsleyae
Lineage: Eukaryota; Metazoa; Chordata; Actinopteri; Osteoglossiformes; Mormyridae
Product: NT-3 growth factor receptor-like
Biological process (GO): cellular response to nerve growth factor stimulus; multicellular organism development; positive regulation of neuron projection development
Cellular component (GO): axon; signaling receptor complex; plasma membrane
Molecular function (GO): ATP binding; transmembrane receptor protein tyrosine kinase activity; neurotrophin binding
Source: RefSeq, a predicted model, not a curated record
ACGGACUUCUCGCUUUCCCGUCCUUCUUCCUUAUAUCAUCCAUAUAAGUCCCAGCGCUGCGCAAGAGCAACCUGGACCGAAGCGACAGCAGAAGACCAUACCAUGCUAGAGAGGAGCGCCGACCGGGAGUACUGAUUUUUUUCCACACCGUCCUCUUCUUUAACGGAGUAUUUUGGUUUUCUUUUUUACUUUUCAGGUCUCUGUUAUACAGGAAGAAGGCUUCGUUCGACUAAUUUUAAAUACCGUAACACUUAUUAAUACCGAGGCGUUAAUCUUUCGCACACGCACACACACACACACACAUACAUACAUCACAAUUUAUAUACUACCGCAGAAGGGCACCGACCCUCUACUGGCUCGGGAGUCAUGGAUCUAUCGCUCUUUCCAUCCCGAAUUUGCUGGUGGAGGGUACUGUUUCUCCUGAGCAUCUUCCAGGACUAUCUGAGCUCCAUGCUGGACUGUCCGCCAAGCUGCAGUUGUUCGCCCACAGAGAUCUAUUGCAAUAAGUCCGAUAAUGGGAAAUUCUUUCCUUUGCUGGCUCUGCAAGACACGGGGAACAAUGGGAAUAGCAGCAACAGUAUUCCCGAUAUGUUCAAGAACAUCUCCUCCAUACACAUAGAGAACUGGACAGAGCUUCAGACGCUGAAGGACGUCGACAUGGAACUGUACACCGGGCUUCAGAGGCUAACCAUCAUGAACUGCAACCUCCGAGUGAUCCAAUCGCGCGCCUUCGCUCAGAACCCCCACCUGCGCUACAUAAACUUGUCCAAGAAUCCCUUAAGCACCUUAUCAUGGCAGCUGUUCCAGAACCUUCAACUCACCGAGCUGAGGCUGGAGGGAGUGGUAUUUAAGUGUGGCUGCGAUAUUCGCUGGAUCCAGCUGUGGCAGCACAGAGGAGAGGCAGGCCUGCACACGCAGAGGCUCUUCUGUAACAAUGGCGUCUCCAAGAUCCUGCUCAGCAGCAUGAACAUCUCACAGUGUGAUCUGCCUGACAUCAACCUCAGCAGAACCAACCUCGUUGUGAUGGAGGGAGACAACGUCACCAUCACCUGCAACGGGACAGGAACUCCACUCCCCGAGGUCGACUGGACCGUUGGCGGCCUCCAUUCCAUCAACACUCACCAGUCCAACGUUUACUGGCCCAACGUGCACUCCAUCAACCUGACGCUGGUGAACAUCAGCCGUGAUGACAACGGCUACAUGCUGACCUGCAUCGCCGAGAACGUGGUGGGCAUGACCAACGCCUCGGUCCAGCUGGUCGUGCAGUUCCCCCCCACCAUCCUGACCCUGGAUGAGCCGGAACGCCGGCAUGACACCUGCAUCGAGUUCACGGUGCGGGGCUACCCCCACCCCACCUUACGCUGGUUCUACAAGGACAAGGAGAUCCCUGUGGGGGAUUACAUCCGCACAGAGAUGGAGAUCUACCAGGACUAUCUGGAGGGCUGCCUCACCUUCAGGAACCCCACCCACCAAAACAACGGCAACUACACCCUGGAAGCCAGCAACUUUUUGGGUUCUGUCACGAAAACUGUAUACGGGCACUUCCUGGAGUCCCCUCCCACUGAUUAUACCGAGUAUGACUAUGAGACCCCAAUCCCCACUGUCAGUGCCACCCCCAGGCCCGAGGAGGACACGUUUGGGGUGUCUAUCGCUGUGGGACUGGCCGGGUUUGUUUGCCUCGUCCUCGUCAUCCUGUUCAUCCUCAUCAACAAGUACGGCCGGCGCUCCAAGUUCGGAAUGAAAGGGCCGGUAGCUGUGAUCAGUGGGGAGGAAGACUCGGCGAGUCCUCUUCAUCACGUCAAUCAUGGCAUCAUCAGCCCGUGUUCCCUGGAUGCUGCACCAGACGCGGUCAUCAUUGGCAUGACCCGGAUCCCGGUUAUUGAGAACCCACAGUAUUUCAGGCACGGGCACAACUGCAACAAGCCAGCCACCUACGUUCAGCAUAUAAAGCGCAGAGACAUCGUCCUGAAGAGGGAACUCGGGGAAGGAGCCUUUGGGAAGGUCUUCCUGGCUGAGUGUUACAACCUGAGCCCCACCAAGGAGAAGAUGCUGGUAGCUGUCAAGACCCUGAAGGAGCCGACCCUGGGGGCCAGGAAGGAUUUCCAGAGGGAGGCGGAGCUGCUGACCAAUCUGCAGCACGACCACAUCGUCCGCUUCUAUGGCGUUUGCGUGGAUGGCGACCCUCUCAUCAUGGUCUUCGAGUACAUGAGGCAUGGAGAUCUCAACAAGUUCCUCAGAUCUCACGGCCCAGACGCCAUGAUCCUGCUGGACGGGCAGCCUCUGCAGACCAGCGGGGAGUUGAGUCUGUCGCAGAUGCUGCACAUCGCCACCCAAAUCGCCGCCGGUAUGGUCUAUCUGGCCUCUCAGCACUUCGUGCACCGUGACCUGGCCACUCGCAAUUGCCUGGUGGGCAACGGCCUGUUGGUGAAGAUCGGCGACUUCGGCAUGUCCAGGGACAUCUACAGCACCGACUACUACCGGGUGGGCGGACACACUAUGCUGCCCGUUCGCUGGAUGCCCCCAGAGAGUAUCAUGUACAGGAAGUUCACCACGGAGAGCGACGUCUGGAGCUUCGGGGUCAUCCUCUGGGAGAUCUUCACCUACGGGAAGCAGCCCUGGUUUCAGCUGUCCAACAACGAGGUCAUUGAGUGUAUCACGCAAGGCCGGGUCCUGGAAAGACCACGCAUUUGCCCUAAGGAGGUCUACGACAUCAUGCUGGGCUGCUGGCAGAGGGAGCCGCACCAGCGGUUGAGCAUCAAGGACAUCCAGAAGAUCCUCUACGCCUUGGGGAAGACCGCACCGGUCUACCUUGACAUCCUCGGCUAGCGUCGGCCGCCCCAGACUUGUCCCGUCCUCUUCUGCCGGACGGAUGAACAUGACCCAGGAAAAAAAAAAAACCAAACAACACGUUCCACUGUCAGACACCUUGGGGAUGGAGGACCUAAGUGCCUGCUACGCCUUUCGAUACACUGGAGUAAAAUCUUUAAAAAAAAGCACUUUUACAUUUCGUUUGCUAUAAAAUGUACAGAGAUGCACUCUAUGACGCAAAAUCUAUGUCUUUUGUUAAAAACCUCUUUAAAAAGGGGAGCACAGAUCCCACAGAAAAAGAGGCUUUCAGUAAUUUUUAGACUCUUGAUUUCUUAUAUAUUUUUUUUGAAGGUGGGGAUCUGUGUCACGUUUGUUGGCGGAGUAUCUCGUUUUUUUUGGAGGUGACGGCUUCCUGUUGCCACUUCGGCCAGUGAGACGUAGACUCACGGAAGAAAACCUUACCGUUAUCACCCGCUGGACCUGAUCUUGUCUGAGAUUCAGGAGGGAUUUCUGCAGAGUGAAGACACCCUAUGAAAGGACCACCAAUCGAAACAAAAAGGAUAAUUUAAUAAUUUAAUGUACAUAAUGUAAAUUUUCAUAAGUGUCCAAAAAAUUAUGUUAACUUAUUUUUGUUUCUGCUUAGUGCUUUUGUUCUUUGGUGUGCCGUUUUGGUGAGUUAAUUCUAUAAAUGUUUUCAGAGUACUCUAUAUUUUUUUUUCCUUUGGACAAUGUCAUAGAAUGUAUGUUGUAUUUAUUUUAGUGAAGAGUCCCAAUUCUUUUUUAAUUGCACAGUUGUUUUGAGGAUUUGCAACCAAACCUGUGUCAGGCCCUGAGGUGAAGACCCAUGAGAAUCUACGAUCAGAGUGUAGCGGAUAUGAGAGAUUCAGCAUUUCAGAUUUUCUUAAUCUGUGUCGAGUCAUCGGUAGGUAUGGUGUCACACUCUGAUGCUUGUUGGUGACGUUGUUCUCCUGUCUACACAGGUUUGUGUCUUUCAGGAUGUCCUUCACGUUGCUCAGAGUCAUGAAACAUAAUAACAUUAUUAAUAUUUUAUUUACCAUCAGAAAUCAGUGAUGGAUAAUAGAAAUCUGUGGUAAUUUACCAGUUUUCUUUACAUUGUAAAACUGGUAAAAGUAUGGGCUGGCUAAGGUUUGCCUGUGUAAAUAGUUUUUGAUGCAAAUUAAUACCUACAGACACAAAUUUCACGCGAGUUUGAGUCUCGCACUACAUGGAAGCGACAUCUGACACAGGUGGAAAUUUAUUUAGCACCGUUAAUUUCAUUCUUCAUUCCUGCGCAGCGUGAGCUUGGCACAUUGAUGCAGGUUCGGGUAAAAGUACCUUUAUCUUCUCAUGUUCGCCUGUGUUUUAUAUUUUGGGCAAACGGUAUCGUGUAUCGCUCGUGGCCUUUCAAUGAUGAAGCGUUGCGAUAAUAAGGAAAGGCCGCGUUAAUUAAUGCUGUAUCAUAACGACAAAUUCCACAGCAUUGUGUUGAAGUGUUCUUUUUAGUUUUGCUGGCAUAUUAAAUAAAUAAAAUGACAUUUAAAUUUAAA